Molecule: messenger RNA, 546 nt
Organism: Limulus polyphemus (Atlantic horseshoe crab)
Lineage: Eukaryota; Metazoa; Arthropoda; Merostomata; Xiphosura; Limulidae
Product: D-beta-hydroxybutyrate dehydrogenase, mitochondrial-like
Exons: 2
Biological process (GO): siderophore biosynthetic process
Molecular function (GO): 2,3-dihydro-2,3-dihydroxybenzoate dehydrogenase activity
Source: RefSeq, a predicted model, not a curated record
AUGUGGAAGUUUGAUUUAGCUGCCCUUCGCACUGGAAUCUCAUGGGGCGAAACACCUAUCAUAACUACCACGUUGUCAGCAGUGGUUGCUUUGGUCCUCUACAGGCGGUGGCGUAAAUCACGUGGUCAACUUCAACCAAGCGGUAAAACUGUUUUGAUAACCGGUUGUGACAGUGGUAUAGGAUAUAUUGUCGCCCGAUGGUUGGAUAAACUAGGUUUCACUGUAUAUGCUGGAUGUCUCUUUGCUGACGGAGACGGAGCUCAGAAACUAAAAGAUUCUUGUUCAACUCGCCUCCGCAUAAUCCAACUUGAUAUCACUGAUGCCCAGCAGGUGGCGAAAGCUGUUGCCACAAUUGAAGAAAGCUUGUCACCAGCUGAAGGACUUUACGGGUUGGUGAAUAAUGCAGGAAUCCUGAGCAUGGGGGCGCUAGAGUGGUAUCCAGAUGCUCAUUGGACCCAGGUGGUGGAUGUAAAUAUUAAAGGCACCUUUCGCGUGACAAAAUCGUUUCUACCGCUCAUUCGAAGGGGGCGUGGUAAGUAUAUCCUA